CCUGCAAGAGACAAAAGAAAUAACAAUUAUGAAGUUCUUUCUGAAAGCCUGGGUCUGUCUUUUUUUAUUUUGCAUUUUGCUGGUUAUUUUAGCUAUGUAUUCAGUUUCAAAUGUUAAUGAGAUUGAUUCAGUUGUGGAUCAUAAAUCUCUGAUGUCCUUACAGUUUCUCUGGUCAAACAUUACAAUGAAAAGAGACUUUCAAAUCCUUAAUGAUGGAAAAUAUGUUUACACGUUGGAUUUGAGACAGUACAGAGAGGAAUUUCCCUACCUACAAGAUUACAAAUGUAAUAAGGUAUCAGAACCAAAGAACUUAUGCACCAGAUCUGCUGGUUUUGUGAAUUUAAUCUUAGCAAUUAAAAGCUACCCAGGCUCUUUUGAUCGAAGACAUGCCUUAAGGAAGACAUGGGCCCAGCCUCAAGUAAUUGAAGACUUUCUCAUUAACCCAGUGUUUCUCAUGGCAACUACAAGCAACCAUACUGAAAUGAUACUUGUAGAAAAAGAAAUGCUCAAGUACCAGGAUAUUAUUCUGUGGGAUUUCAUGGAAAGUCAUGCAAAUCUGUCUUUAAAAGAAUUGUGUUUUCUUGAGUGGAUGAUGUACAACUGUGUAACAGACUUUGUUUUUAAAGGUGAUGAUGAUGAAUUUGUUUAUCCUCCUGCUAUUGUUAAGUUUCUAAAGAGAACCCCAGACGCUUCAAGUUUUAUUCAUGGAAAUCUCCGAGUCCAUACUGAAGUCUUGCGAAAAGGGAAAUAUAGAAUAAGUUAUCAGUUAUACUCUAUGGAUGUCCUGCCGACAUUUGUAUCAGGUGCUGGAUUCAUCAUUCCAGGCAUAUUAAUUCCAUCUCUCUAUCGUGCUGCCACAGUUCUGCCUGUCUUUCCUCUAGACGAUGUCUAUUUUGGAUUUCUGGCCAUUAAAGCCAAUAUAAACCUGAAGCAUGGACAUGGGUUCUAUUGUUGGGGGCUAAAGUUUGAUGCUUGUAAAUAUCGAAAUGCAUUGCUUGUGCACAGUUUAUUUGAAUAUGAUGAAAAGGGAAUGUCACCAGAACAACUCUUGGAUGUAUGGGAAAAAGUGAUUACAAAAGAAAAUUGUACAGACUAACAAUUUUAUUUUCAGGUUAAAAGCACUUGAAGAACCAAUUAGGAUAGAUUAAGUUAAAAAUGUUUUUAAUAAUACAGUAAAAGGAUAGAUCCAUAUAUUUUCUAUUUAAAGUUUGUGUGUGCUUUUAUGAGCUACAAUGUGUUCCUUCACAAAUGUUUACUUAUUGUUACAGCUUUGUAAUAUAGUUUCAUUUAUUUUUAUUUUAAAGUAAAAUUGAUAAACUAAAACUUUUUUAAAUCUAGUAUCAUUAGAUAGCUUUGCCUUCUGUAAAUUUUUCUUUUGUAUGGUAAUAAUGUUAAGCUAAGAGUACAGUGAAAUUCUAACUCGUGUGCAACACAUCACCACUCGCCAGCACCAUGAUGACCAAAAUACAGAACUUCUUUUUCUUUUGAUUGUUAAACAUUAAGUAUAUAUUUAAAUAUGCUAUUCACAGAUUCAGUCAAAUAUUGUUGCACAUUUCUUGCUAUUGACUGUUACUGUUCAUUUUCAUUGUUAUGUCUAGUAACCUGUUGGCCAUGUGAAAUUACUUUGGUUUGGACAAGGU
This is a messenger RNA of Erpetoichthys calabaricus (reedfish), 1640 nucleotides long. RefSeq names its product UDP-GlcNAc:betaGal beta-1,3-N-acetylglucosaminyltransferase 7-like. NCBI's taxonomy places the organism in Eukaryota, Metazoa, Chordata, Cladistia, Polypteriformes, Polypteridae. The record is from RefSeq and is a predicted model, not a curated record. Gene Ontology annotation, molecular function: protein N-acetylglucosaminyltransferase activity. The coding region runs from base 29 to 1096 and encodes 355 amino acids. Gene Ontology annotation, cellular component: membrane. The transcript has 2 exons.